Hibiscus syriacus is the source of this 967-nucleotide messenger RNA. RefSeq names its product homeobox-leucine zipper protein ATHB-6-like. The record is from RefSeq and is a predicted model, not a curated record. The transcript has 3 exons. NCBI's taxonomy places the organism in Eukaryota, Viridiplantae, Streptophyta, Magnoliopsida, Malvales, Malvaceae. Bases 103 to 906 code for a protein of 267 amino acids. Gene Ontology annotation, molecular function: DNA-binding transcription factor activity, RNA polymerase II-specific; sequence-specific DNA binding. Gene Ontology annotation, cellular component: nucleus. Gene Ontology annotation, biological process: positive regulation of DNA-templated transcription.
ACCAUAUUUGCUUGAAAGUUUGAACCCUCCUUCAGCAACUGUAAACAGUACGUUGAAAACGAAAAAGAGGUCAUCUUUUGUUAUUAGCUUUUGGCUUAAAUCAUGAAUCACUCCAGUUCUUCAGGUUCCAUGGAUGCUUUCAUCUCCAUUUCUCCACCUGAAGAGAAGGAUUCAAAGAACGAGGAAGUUUACAGCAGGGAGUUCCAAGCAAUGCUGGAUGGUUUAGAGGAAGAAGACAAAUUAGAAGAAGCUGGUCAAGCUACUGAGAAGAAAAAGCGAUUAUCUAUGGUUCAGGUAAAGGCAUUGGAGAAGAUUUUCGAGGUGGAAAGCAAGGUGGAGCCUGAUAGGAAGGUUAAAUUAGCUGAAGAGUUAGGGCUGCAACCGAGACAAGUAGCUAUCUGGUUCCAAAACAGACGUGCCCGUUGGAAGACUAAGCAGCUGGAGAAAGAUUAUGUUGUUCUUAAAGCAAAUUAUGAUGCUCUUAAGCUUGAUUAUAACAAUCUUCAACAAGAGAAUGAUGCAUUGACUGCAGAGUUGAGAGAUCUGAAAGCAAAAGUCAAAGAAGAUUGUGAUAAAUUCUCAGAGAAGAUCAAAGACCAUGAUUUGUGUGAGAAUGAUGAUGAUUCAACUGGGAUUGUUAAAGAAGAGAUCGAUGUUAAUGCUCAGUUAUUGAUGUCACAUGCUUCUUCUUCUUUUCAAGUAAAUGGAUCUUCUUCAUCUUCAGAUUCAUCAAAUCAUCAUCAUCAAUGGUUUCAACCAUUCGAGCCAAGAAUGAUUGUGGGUAAUAUGCACCAAUCGCAGCUUGUGAAAGUGGAAGAACAAUGCAUGAUUACUGCAGAAGAAUGUUGCAAUUUCUUCUCAGUGGACCAAGCUCCAUCUCUUCAAUGGUAUUUCACUGGGCAGUGAAAGAAUGUCUUUAAAACCCAUCAAAUUCUUGCUUGACAAAUAAAAUAGCCUUGAAAGUUUU